GCUUUCGUCUCAAUUUGGAAAUCCGUUUUCCCGGUUAAAUCUCCAACAUCAGCCCCACACUACCUUUCCAUUUCGACUUUCCAUAAAUUAAAUCUAAAAAAACCAUCAAAAUUCUUUAAAUUACCAAAAAUUAAAUUAUAUUUAAAAAAAAAAAAAUCACAUCACCUCAUAUUUAUAUCCCAAGAGGAACAGAUUGAUAGACAUUCAUGUAUAGAGCCUUCAAAACCACCAACACAAAAACAAAUCUCUCUUGCUCUUCUUGUUCCGGUCACUUCCCGGUGACAUCUCCGACCAAUAUUUCGCCCAUCGAUUUCCGAAGUCUUUUUUGGCUUCGAUACUAUUACAAAAUAAAGAUGACCAGAGAAUGAGAAACCAUCGACGGCGAUCAUGUCACUUCCGUGCUCCGAUUGCUUCACCGACCUUCUCUGCAGCGAGGACUCAUCCGAAAUUUUCUCCGGUGAAUCGCCGGAAUGCUCGUCGGACCUCGAAUCUCCGGCAUGUAUCGAAGAAUCCAUUGCCAGUUUCAUUGAGGAUGAAAGGAACUUCGUGCCUGGAUUCGAUUACUUAUCUCGGUUCCUAUCCCGCUCUCUCGAUGCAUCGGCUCGCGAAAAAUCCGUUGCAUGGAUUCUCAAGGUGCAAGCAUACUAUAGAUUCCAGCCAUUGACGGCUUAUCUCUCCGUCAACUAUUUGGAUCGGUUCCUUUAUUCUCGUCCAUUGCCGCAAACGAGUGGAUGGCCAAUGCAACUUCUAUCUGUUGCUUGCUUGUCACUAGCAGCUAAAAUGGAGGAAGCUCUGGUUCCUUCUCUAUUGGAUCUCCAGGUUGAAGGUGCCAAAUAUAUAUUUGAACCCAGAACAAUCCGAAGGAUGGAACUUCUCGUUCUCAGUGUGUUGGAUUGGAGGCUACGAUCUGUAACACCAUUUAGCUUUCUUGGCUUCUUCGCUUGCAAAAUCGAUUCAACUGGAGACUAUAUUGGGUUUCUAAUUUCACGGGCCACGGAAAUCAUUCUAUCUAAUAUGCAAGAAGCGAGCUUUCUUGAGUAUUGGCCAUCAAGCAUUGCUGCUGCAGCUAUACUUUGUGCAGCCAAUGAAAUACCAAACUUGUCUCUUGUUGAUCCUGAAAACGCUGAAUCAUGGUGUGAUGGGCUAAGCAAAGAAAAAAUCAUCAGCUGCUAUCAGUUAAUGCAAGAUCUUGUGCUUGACAAUAGUCGGAGGAAACCCCCAAAAGUCUUACCACUGCUAAGAGUAACAAUCAGGGCCAGAAUGAGGUCCAGUGACUCAUCUUCAUCUUCAUCCUCAUCCUCAUCAUCAUUUUAUAAAAGGAGAAAAUUAAAUAAAUGCUUAUGGGUGAAUGAUGACAAAGGAGUCUCCCAGUGAGGGCAAAUAGGAUAUAAUAAAAUGGAGGAAAGAAGGGAGAGACAGAGGAAAAAAAAAUAAAGGAAACAAAUUAAUGGUGGUCUAAGUUAUCUAGAAUCCUCAAAUAUUUUUCUUGGAGGGUUUUGGGGCCAAAUUGACUCGUGUGAAGUAGAUUAUUUUGUGUAUAUAUGUGUGUGAAUUAGAGUUUGGUGAGUUUGGAGAUUUAUUAUUUUUUUUUUUGGUGGGGCUUGCCUUUGAUUAUUAAUGGCAUUGCAGAUUCCCAAGUGAGAGGGAUUUGUUAAUAUUUUUGUGUGAGAAAGUUGGGUGAAGAAAGAGAAAGCUUAUAUGUUUUCAAUAGUAGAGCCAUAGAGUGUGAAAGAA
Hevea brasiliensis (rubber tree) is the source of this 1734-nucleotide messenger RNA. RefSeq names its product cyclin-D1-1-like. Gene Ontology annotation, cellular component: cytoplasm; cyclin-dependent protein kinase holoenzyme complex; nucleus. NCBI's taxonomy places the organism in Eukaryota, Viridiplantae, Streptophyta, Magnoliopsida, Malpighiales, Euphorbiaceae. Gene Ontology annotation, biological process: mitotic cell cycle phase transition; regulation of cyclin-dependent protein serine/threonine kinase activity. The record is from RefSeq and is a predicted model, not a curated record. The transcript is spliced from 6 exons. The coding region runs from base 388 to 1374 and encodes 328 amino acids. Gene Ontology annotation, molecular function: cyclin-dependent protein serine/threonine kinase regulator activity.